AACGCGGAAAAACCAGGAAACCGGGUAAAAAUUUGUCUAUUUUGAUUUUAUAUGCGCUGGGUUUCUCGUUCCAUAAAACCCAUCAUUCUUCUCACCUCAUAGCUGUUUGAAGCAAAAGAAGGCAAAUCCAGGCCGUGGAUCCAACCAAGCUCACAGCACCAGGGAAAAACUCUGUGAUACCCGUUUUCAACAAGCUUUCCAAGCAGAGAGAGAACGGAGCAGUCUGAGAGGAAGUAGAAAUCAUUGUUGGGGAUUUUCAAGUGAAAGAGCCCACACGACCUUUAGAGAACCACUCACAAGAUUAUAAAAUUGGUGCUUAUUCAAUGGAGAUCUACCCUACACAGUCGAGCACUUCCACGCUGACGACAACCAUCUCAAAUGGUGCGAAUUCGCUGUACAGAGAAGAGUCUGAUAGCAUUGCGUCCUCGGUUUCGAGUGACGGUAAGCAAGAGCAAGCCACACGGAGUUCGAGGCCUACAACGCCGCUAGCGGGUAACAACAACAACAACAACAACAACACACACACGGCGGCAAGUGGCGCCGCGGGUAAGAGAAGAAGACACGGAAGCGAGGAUGAGUCUGGUAACAGAGACGUUAUACUGCUGUGCUUACACUAUCUGAAGACGAAUAACCACGCUGGGCUGGCGCUCCUUGCUAGACAACGCGGUGUGCCGCCAACGCUCAGACGUCGUGUAUGGCCAGUGCUGUUGAAGUACCACCCGUAUGUGAUAAGCCCAUUCAUCAGCCCGAACGUUGAGAACGAUGAAGAUGCACAGCUGCCGGCGGACGGGAAGAUUAGAAGAGAACUGCUGAAGUACUUUAGAGUAAGGACUAAAGCUGAGGAGAACGUUCCUUCUGGCUCGAGCUCUCCCAAUUCCAUGGAUAACAACAACGGCAACUCCCCUUCGCCAGUGGAGGACGAAAUUGUGCGUAUAUUGGAGGCUGCGAUAUACAAGUUCUUUAACAAAUGGGGAGCGAUAACGAAGUACGACUCUGGUUUCGCAUGGAUCGCACUGGGCCUUGCUGAGUGGUUCCCACCGAUCCCAAAUUCAAACUAUGUGUUGAUUGGCAGAGACUGUAUCAACAAGAAUGAUCCGUUGAACAGACACCUGACACAGUUGAACGAGUACACUGAAGACAGUGGUACUCUGGCUACGGAGGAGGAAUUUGUACUCGAUCAUCAUUCAAUGAGCACACUCGAUGAAAACGCACAGCUCAUGACUUUUGCAGAAGUUUAUGAAAGGCUUGUCCUUGUGCUGUUACACUCGAAGGAGGAGAAAGAUGGUGGUCCAUUAGUUGAGCUUAGAAGAGGCUCCAUAGAAACUCUGGAGGAACUCCACCCUACAAAGACCAUUACAGAUCUCAUUUCCUCAAACUCAUUAAAUCAACAGGAGCUGUUGUUCAAAACAGGUAAGAUCGAGACAAGGGUCCAAUUUUUCCUGGUGGCAUUUGCCAAAUUGUUACCAGAGUUGUACAGAUCGUUAUCGGAAGAUGACAUGCUGAAUAAUAACUCAAACAAGCAUAGCCAAUGGCUCACCUGGUGGCUAAAAUACUGCGGUGCAAAAGCAUUGAACAAAUUUGAUAGAGGUAGAUUGUGGGAUCUCUUACUCGGCUUUAGAUAUCAUUACAACCAAUUUGCUGAUGAGUACCAUGAUAGUGCCAAGGUGUUGAAAAGAUUCAAAAAGUUAUACGACGUGGAUUUGGAUCUCAUAGACACGAAGAACGUGGAUUUGAGUUCGGAUAUCUUUUGGUACAAGCCAGGAGAAGCAAACGAGUUGAAAUGGUGUCAAAUCGAUUACCAACUACAAAUGACCUUUGUAUACGUUGCAAUUUUACAGAGGAAUGAAGGCAAACUGUUGGAGUUGGACCAAGUGGAAAUUGCAGAGUUCUUGAAUAGAUUACCACCGUGUGUUUUCCAUUCAGAUUCUCAAGUGGAGUUGUCCUCGGACAGUUCAACAAACGAUUUCAACAAAGUUCUAAAGAGUGCAGGUGAACUCUGGAGAGGUUGGCUAUGGAAUGAAAUUAGAGAUGAGAUAAACGAUUAAAGCCCCCCAAACUAGUAUUACAGAAUGAAAUAAUUACGAAAUGAUCAUUAACGUUAGAUAAUAAACAUCAAUACAUCAUGAGC
Messenger RNA from Williopsis jadinii, 2128 nucleotides. RefSeq names its product Oca5p (gene OCA5). NCBI's taxonomy places the organism in Eukaryota, Fungi, Ascomycota, Saccharomycetes, Phaffomycetales, Wickerhamomycetaceae. The record is from RefSeq and is a predicted model, not a curated record. The transcript has a single exon. Bases 324 to 2045 code for a protein of 573 amino acids.